AUGAAAGUCCAAAGAGGAGCCCGCGGCGGAAGCCAGCGCUGCUCGCGGCCGAGCCCAGAAGGGAGCCGGGAACCGAGCCCAGAAGGGAGCCGGGAACCGAGCCCAGAAGGGAGCCGGGAACCGAGGUCAGGCGGCCGGACUCGGGCGACCGAAGUUACCCGGCUGCGCCCCGCGCCGCACCGGGCCGAUGGGACCUGCACCCCGCACCCGCACCCCGCACCCGCACCCCGCACCCCGUCACUCCUACCUGCCCCCGCACGCGCACCCCGCACCCGCACCCCGUCACCCCUACCUGCCCCCGCACGCGCACCCCGCACCCGCACCCCGUCACCCCUACCUGCACCCCGCACCCGCACCCCGCACCCCGUCACCCCUACCUGCCCGCGCACCCCGCACCCCGCACCCCGCACCCCGCACCCCUACCUGCCCGCGUACCCCGCACCCCUACCUGCACCCCGCACCCGCACCCUGCACCCCGUCACCCCUACCUGCACCCCGCACCCGCACCCUGCACCCCGUCACCCCUACCUGCCCGCGUACCCCGCACCCCGCACCCCUACCUGCCCCCGCACGCGCACCCCGCUCCCGCACCCCUACCUGCCCCCGCACCCGCACCCGCACCCCACCCCUCGCACACCUCUCCCGCACCCCGCACCCGCGCUCCCUUGCCAUUCCUCCUUCUGGUUCCGGGAGUGGUUUGAGAUCCCCCCCUUAGCCCAUCCUUCCACUUCCCGGAGCUAA
Molecule: messenger RNA, 741 nt
Organism: Dipodomys spectabilis (banner-tailed kangaroo rat)
Lineage: Eukaryota; Metazoa; Chordata; Mammalia; Rodentia; Heteromyidae
Product: extensin-like
Exons: 3
Coding region: 1-741 (246 amino acids)
Source: RefSeq, a predicted model, not a curated record